This is a messenger RNA of Tachysurus fulvidraco (yellow catfish), 1599 nucleotides long. RefSeq names its product homeobox protein goosecoid-2. The record is from RefSeq and is a predicted model, not a curated record. Gene Ontology annotation, biological process: regulation of transcription by RNA polymerase II. NCBI's taxonomy places the organism in Eukaryota, Metazoa, Chordata, Actinopteri, Siluriformes, Bagridae. The transcript is spliced from 3 exons. Gene Ontology annotation, molecular function: DNA-binding transcription factor activity, RNA polymerase II-specific; RNA polymerase II cis-regulatory region sequence-specific DNA binding. Gene Ontology annotation, cellular component: nucleus. The coding region runs from base 553 to 1143 and encodes 196 amino acids.
CACACACACACACACACACACACACACACACACACACACACACACACACACACACAAACACACUAACCUGAGUAUAUCCUAUUGAAGCACCAUGGUCACUUCUGAUGCCUGUUAUAGCCUCAAAGAAUCAUAGCUUCUAAUGCCAGACAAUUUAUCUUUCUUCUAAAACCACAACAAGAAGGAUUUCUCAGGGCCUUUGCACCCCUCAUUUGAUACAGUGAAAUCUGAUUUCAUUUCAGGCCAAAGCCAGAUUAGCUGAAUCUCCUGUUCUCGCUAACACCUUCACAAAACUGCCCAGAUUAGAUGGGAUUUUUUUUUCUUCAGCCACUUUAUACUUUUUUUGUGCUUUCUGUAUAGGGGGAUUAUGUUUUGUUUCCUUUCUUUAAUCUAUCGAGUAAAUGGGGGGUUUGACACGAACCACAAGGAGCAGAGACAGAGCGAGAGAGAGAGAGAGAGAGAGAGAGAGAGAGAGAGAGAGAGAGGAAAAAAAGAUUCCGUUCUCUAUGAAAGUCUGCUUCUUUGGAGUCCCAGAACAGAGGAGCGCAGCAGACCAUGGAGAUGGAUGAAGCUCAUGUAGAGAAAAAAACAUUCGCCUUCAGCAUUGACAGCAUCCUGAGCAGAACGUCUGAGAAAAGUGACGAGAACAAACCGAGUACAGCUUCUGACUUAAGACUCCCCAAUGAGGAUGGACCAGAUCUGGAGUCAGGAGCGACUACAAAUCCUGUGGAGCCUCUUCAUCAUGUCUGUGUGUGCUGCUGUUACUGCUCACACUGUGGAGAGAUGCUCCAGGCUGAUUACCUGCCUGCUAUAUCCUGUCAGUUUGCAUGGAGCAAGAGAGCACUAACUGAGACAAGCCUGACAGAAGGUCAGAGAAGAGAGAGUUUUGGUCAAAUCCAGAAGCGGAUCCGGCGUCACCGCACCAUAUUCACCGAGGAGCAGCUAGACGCUCUGGAGGAGCUGUUUGUACAGAACCAGUAUCCAGACAUACACACACGUGAGCAGCUUGCUGAGAGGACUCACCUGAGAGAGGAGAGGGUCGAGGUGUGGUUCAAGAAUCGUCGAGCGAAGUGGCGAAGACAGAAAAGACUACAGUUUAGUCUCCAUGGGCAGGAUGAGUGGAAAAAUGUCCUGCAUGGUGACUGAAAUGCUCUCAUAUGUUUAGUCAAAUACAAAGGUUUUCUUUUUUUUUCCACAUAGUGUUUUGAAUAUGAAUUAAAGGAUAAUACACCACUAUUUCACAAUAUACACUACAUUUGCAGACACCUGACCAUCACAUCCAUAUAAUGGACACCUGACCAUCAGAUCCACAUCCAGCUUCUUCUUUAACCAUAUAGAAUGUCUUUGUCUGCUGUAGCUUUACAAUUUCAUUUUACUGAAACAUAUAGACUCAAAACUAUUCCAGCGUGACACAAAGUGACCCUGUGCACAAAGCAAGCUCAUUGAAUACGUAGUGUGUUAAGGUUGAAGUGGAAGAACUCAAGUGUCCCUGACCUCAACACCUUUGAGUUGGAUCUCCCUGACCUCGACACCCUCUACAGCAACGCUUCAAAAUCGAGUGGAAAUUCUUCUCAAGAGAGUCGAGAUCAUUAUAACAGUAAA